AUAAACAAAGAGAUUUUUAAAAGAUUCGUUUUAAAAGCUUUUCUGUAACGCGAUCCAUGUAGCUUACUAGUUGCAAGUUAUUUGACUACCUUUGUCUGUGCAAAUUGAUUAUUGUUGUGCCAAAGUUACUUUCUGAUAAAUUAUAAUGGUGUUUUUUAAAUCAAAAGCCUUAAAAGCUGUAGUCUUAGGUGCAUCAGCUGUUACAGGUCUUGGAUUUGUUGUUAAUCAACAGCUUACAGCAGAAGAAAAGGUUUCGGACUCUAUAUUAGUAACUGAUCUAAUUAAAACCAAAAGGGAUACAAUUUCAGCAAUUCCUGAUCUAUUCCAAGGAAAUGAUGCUGCAUUAUCUUUGGUUCAAGCGACUCGUGCAGCUCGCAAUCUUGCCCAGCAAGCCAUGGCUGUGAAUGGCUAUCCUGGUCUUGUUGUUGGUGUCUCGAUUAAAGGUAAGCCUUGUUGGGUACAAGGUUUUGGAUUCUCUAAUGUUGAAGCUGCUUCACGAUGUACCAAGGAUACAGUUAUGAGAAUUGCAAGUUUAUCUAAGCCCUUAACUAUGCUAGGUGUUGCUAAACUUGUUGAAGAGGGUAAAUUGGAUUUAGAUAAAAAUAUCUAUGAAUAUGUUGGUGGCAAGUUUCCUGAAAAAGAAUUUGAUGGACGUAAAGUUACGAUGAGCAUCCGACAAAUCGCUAGUCAUUUAGCUGGCAUUCGUCAUUACAAUUCACCGGACGAAACUUAUAAUUUUUACAAGCAUUAUUACUCAGCUACAGACGCUCUCGAAACUUUUGCCUAUGAUGAUCUUGUUGCUAAACCAGGAACAAAAUUUAACUACUCUACAUUUGGCUACACUUUAAUUGCUGCUGCCAUUGAAUCAGUUUUACCAAAUGGUAAAUCAUUUGGUCAAUACUUGAUCAAUGAUGUUUGUCGCACUGCUCUUGGAAUGUCUCAUACAUAUUUAGAUGACAGUACACCGAUCAUACUUAAUAGAGCCGCACAAUACUUUAGAGAUAAUCAAACUUUGGAAAAUGCACCUUACACUGAGAAUAGUUUUAAAUAUGCUGGAGGAGGUAUUUUAUCAUCAGUUCCUGAUUUACUUCACUUUGGCAAUGUUAUGCUUUAUAGUUUUAUGCCUCCUGAAAAUUCUAAAGGUUUCCUUAAAAAAGAAACUGUAGAUGAAUUGUGGACUCCAUCUCGAACCGGGCGUGUUUCAUUAACUCCAAACCUUUUCAGAUGGUGUCAAUAUGGUCUUGGAUGGGGAUUAAUAAGAAAUGCUCAACCUUUUCAUGCCGCUGGAGCUGUCCCACCUUUCAAAGAUGUAAUAUAUCACACAGGAUCAGCUACUGGGGGCACUACUUUGCUAGUAAUUAUCCCAGAAAAGGAGAUGGUUAUUGCAAUAAUGUGCAACUUGCAUAGCGCUCGAGGAAUUAUGUCCCUUGGUCGUGACGUGGCUCAAUUAUUUGGAAAUGUUAAACUUGAACCAUCUCCCAUUGUGACCAAUCAUAAAGAAAUCGUAGUCAAAGGCGCUUAACGACUAUUUUCACUCUCUUGAAAAUUCACAGUCAAAAUUGGAGUUAUACAGUUCCCCAAAUUGAGUUUUGCACCAUUUUUAAUAUCUUUUGCUCGCAUCCAUUUAAAUUGGAUAAAAUUGAUUUAUCAAGAAAUUAAAAUUAGAUUGAGCUGAUUUCCUCUACCUUAAAAGACGUAAAAUUGGUGCAAAACAAAUCAAUUUGGGUUGCUUUAUAAAAUUGUGAUACAUUGCAAAGUAUUAUCCAUGACUUACCUGCUCAAUUUAUUCUAUCUCACUUCGACAUUUUUCAUCAAAAUAUCUUUUUUUGCUUUCAAUACACUCCAAUUUUUUAUAAAUCUUCUUUAUCAAAGAAGACCUGCAUUUCAAAAAUUGAAAACGCUUUUUCAUCUCUUGAAUUAUGUAACCAUUAAUUAUGCCUAUUGUUUAAAUACUUUGAAGAUAUCUGAUCGAUAUUUUGAAGUUUUAAUCAAGCUAAUAACUAUUAUUAAGGAAAAAUUCAAACCUCAUGUAACUUUUUUUCAAAUGAUUAUUGUACUUUUAUAAUCAUUCAUAUAUUCUUUACGUCUUUACAAGGAUGUAAUGAUAUCUGUUUUAUCGUCAUUAAUCGCCAUUUAUUCAAACAAAAUGUUUCGUCAUAAAAAUUAUGGCUAAGAAUUAUCUAUGCCGAUUCAAUGUCUCACUUACUAUAUUAUCAUUAAAAGAAUAAGUAAUUCAAAGAAACACUUAA
This is a messenger RNA of Tetranychus urticae (two-spotted spider mite), 2249 nucleotides long. RefSeq names its product serine beta-lactamase-like protein LACTB, mitochondrial. Gene Ontology annotation, cellular component: mitochondrion. Gene Ontology annotation, biological process: regulation of lipid metabolic process; proteolysis. Lineage: Eukaryota; Metazoa; Arthropoda; Arachnida; Trombidiformes; Tetranychidae. The record is from RefSeq and is a predicted model, not a curated record. Gene Ontology annotation, molecular function: peptidase activity.